AUGGAUGUGAUCGACCCUUCGUUGUCCUCCCAGCCCGCGCAAAUGGAAUUCAUGCAGGCGGGCAUGCACGCGGUCAGUCCCAAGGACCAGGUGCCGUCGCAGUCGGCCGAAUCCGUCGCCAAGGAUCGUCGCCAUCAGAAGCAUCGUCGCCAGGUCCUAGGCUCGCGCCACGGCACGCCCGCGCCCAUCCGCCCGUCCGUGCUCGAGUCGCGAGCGUCUGGCCCUCCAGCGAUCACUGUUGACCCCGCUUUAGUCACACUCGCGACAGAAGGCGGCCAGGAAGCUGAAGCGGCGUCGAAUUCUUGGGACGGCUUCUCGUUUCCCGCCACGCCGAGCACCUGCGACGGCGAUCUUUCGCCCACUUUUUCGCCCAGGGUUUUCUCCCCUGGUGGAUGCAUUUCGCCUCAUGGCUCUUCGCCAGCGUUUUCGCCAAGGAUCUCAUCGCCGCGGUUACCAUCUGGCGCAGCUGCGCAGGGAGCCGCUCCCGGCAAUGGGCGCGCGAUGGAGAACCAACGGCGCGCGUUUUCUGGGUGUCGACGUGCCGCCGUGCCGCCGACUCGCCUGAAGCGCGACGCCGCGCUCGUUGGCUCUCCACGCGGCGACGCGUCAACUUCCCGCAAGUCGCAAGAUUCGCCGAAUCUCAUCGCGCCGAGCGUUCCGAGCGCGAGUCGUCCGUCAGCGACGCACCGCGAUUCUUCGCACCUCGAGCGGGCGGCAUUCCAAGGUACCCCUGCGGCAAGUGCUGUCCAUUCCGGCGGUCUCGCCGGUGCUCCCGCCAGCCGUGGCCCGCUCGCUCGCGUUCGCCCUGCCGCCUCAACUGCAGCAGGGGGAGCCCAAGGCGUGCAGAUGCGCGGGCCACGCCCGCCGUCGCUCAUCCUGCCCUCCCAGUGCGCCCCCCACACCUGCCGUGGCACCGCCGCCACCCAUGCUGCCGUCAGGGCCGCGCAGGCAGUCAAUGACCUUUCUGCCGCAGCUGCUGUUUCGCCCGCCGCGUCUGCUGACUCCGCUGCUUCCUCGCCUUCCUCAUUCGCCUCCUCCCCACCCGCUCCUUCCGCUGCUGCCAGCCCGUCCGCCCUCCCGCUCGCCUCCACUCGCGCUGAAUCCCCGAGGUUGCUACACCCGCGCUCUCCGCGUGCCGCCCCUUCCCCUCCUCCCUCCGCCUCCGCAUCUCCGCGCCUGCUCCAGGCGUCCCGUCCGCGCGCGCCCAGCGCGCACUCGUCUCCGCGCCCCUGCAUUCCCGAGCUCAUUGCGCAGUACGCCUCCCACGACCAAGCGGACCUUCUCCGCGCGGCCAGCUUCCACCAUCCGCCCACCCGCCGCCGCGAGUCUGAUGCGCCAAUGGCGCAGGAGGCGGCCGACCUUGCCCGCGCGCGCAGCUUCCACCGCCCGCCCUCGCAACUGCAACCGAAGCUCUCCCCCUCCGCCGCCCACCAUACACGCUUGCCCUUCCCCCUCCUCCCCCUCACCUUCCCCCGCUCCCCCACCCAUCCCGCGCCCCGUAGCUGCCCGCCAGCACGCCUGCUCGCGGAGCAGCCGCUGCGGCAGUGGGGGAGAGGCGAGGGCGAGGGCAGGGGGCAGGAGGAGUGUGAGGUGAUGGGGUGGCGAGAGAAGUGGGUAUCGGAGACGAGCGGGGAGAGGGAGAUGAGGGAGGGUGAGGGGGAGGAAGAAGGGGAGGAAGAGUGGGGAACACAGAAAGUGGGGAGAGGGGAGCGGUUGCUGCAAGGACGAAAUGUGAUCAUGAGAAACAGGCAGCCGCAACGGCGGGCAUCAUUUGGCGGCCAAUCGGAUGCUGCCAUGCGUGUCCACGACGGAAUGCCUAUGGAAGAGGCAGACGUGCCCAUGUGGCGCCUGGUGGCUCGCGCCCUGGCGCCGCCCAGCCCCACACCGCACAGUCAGGCGCCGCCCAGCCCCACACCGCACAGUCAGGCGCCGCCCAGCCCCGCGUCUGCACAUUUGAAGUGCCACAGUGGUCCUGGGAGACCAGCAACAUCAUGCACUGCCGGGGAGCGGGUAGGAGAAUGUGUUGUGAGGGGGGAAGGAGGCGAUGUGGCAGGUGAGGUGUUGAUCGGCAGGACACAACCACCCGAACGCAUACAGGAUCAUGCUCGUAACAGUCACAGCCCGACCCCCUCUCCACGGUUUGGGUGUGCCACAGGGACGAGCUGUGUGGUGCUUCCUCCACCCGUGUGCAGGCCCACUGCACCACCCACACAUGCCCUCGCCCAGCCGUGGCAGCAGCAGCAGCAGCAGGAGGAGGGGGCGGAGGAGAAGGAAGCUUCUCCCACCUCCAUCGCUCCCCGCUUAACAGCCCUACAGCUGGCAGGUCUGGCACGGGGCGGCAGCGAAGAGAAGGCGUGUCCAUAA
Closterium sp. Naga37s-1 is the source of this 2364-nucleotide messenger RNA. NCBI's taxonomy places the organism in Eukaryota, Viridiplantae, Streptophyta, Zygnematophyceae, Desmidiales, Closteriaceae. The record is from the annotation of a GenBank genome assembly.